Molecule: messenger RNA, 313 nt
Organism: Temnothorax curvispinosus
Lineage: Eukaryota; Metazoa; Arthropoda; Insecta; Hymenoptera; Formicidae
Exons: 2
Source: RefSeq, a predicted model, not a curated record
CUCAUUCUCUCGUCCCGCUCGUUCGCUCGCUCGCUCGCGCGCCGCUCGUGCACUCGCGGAGCCCCGUUGCUGCAUCUCCAUGGAAACCGCAAAUUAAACGCGCGGCGUAGAGUAACGACAGGCGGCGCGCGUGGCGGUCGGGCCAGCAAAGUGUCGAAGCGGGCGAAGCCCCUCGAUCCCGACGAGGACGACUAUUACUACGAUGAUCCCGUGGAUGAGAGGAACAAUCCGACCAACGAGGCGCCGGCCGUGCCGCCCGGAUUCCUGAGCCCGUCCGUGCGGGAGUACCUCGAUCUCGGUAAAUCGAUACCCG